Messenger RNA from Sesamum indicum (sesame), 1546 nucleotides. Its product is annotated as ADP/ATP translocase, mitochondrial. NCBI's taxonomy places the organism in Eukaryota, Viridiplantae, Streptophyta, Magnoliopsida, Lamiales, Pedaliaceae. Gene Ontology annotation, cellular component: mitochondrial inner membrane. Gene Ontology annotation, molecular function: ATP:ADP antiporter activity. Gene Ontology annotation, biological process: mitochondrial ATP transmembrane transport; mitochondrial ADP transmembrane transport. The record is from RefSeq and is a predicted model, not a curated record.
GCGUUGUAAAGUAUCUAUAAAAAAUAGGUCAGGCAGUAUAUAUAUAUAUAUAUAUAUAUCACACCGCGGCCUUUCCAUUGGUCCGCCUUCAUACCCCCCACAGCACUGUUCCUCUGCCUGCCAUUUCCCUUCCGAAUUCCAAGGCGGGUCAAGAGCAGGAUUAUUAUAAUCUACUAUGGCGGAUCAGCAUCGAUAUCCAACCAUUGCCCAGAAGGUAGCUAACCAGCUACAUCUUAGCUCCAGUUUCUCCCAGGAUGUUCAAGCUCGCUAUGGGGGCUUCCAGCAGCCCUCUGUGUACCAGAGGCGAGUUGCGUCUGGCAAUUAUACAAAUGCAGGACUACAGUAUCCUAUGACUUGCCAAGCCACGCAGGAUCUAUCCUUGAUUUCUGCAAAUGCUUCACCAGUGUUUGUUCAGGCUCCUCAAGAGAAAGGACUUGCCAGCUUUGCCAUUGACUUUAUGAUGGGAGGAGUUUCAGCUGCUGUGUCAAAAACGGCUGCUGCCCCUAUUGAGCGUGUGAAGCUUUUGAUCCAAAACCAAGAUGAGAUGAUUAAAGCUGGCAGACUCUCAGAACCAUACAAGGGAAUUGGAGAAUGUUUCAAGAGAACAAUUCAGGAAGAAGGAUUUGGAUCAUUGUGGAGAGGAAACACAGCUAAUGUCAUUCGUUAUUUCCCCACUCAGGCCUUGAACUUUGCAUUCAAAGACUACUUCAAGAGACUCUUCAACUUCAAGAAGGACCGUGAUGGUUACUGGAAAUGGUUUGCUGGAAACCUUGCAUCUGGUGGUGCUGCUGGUGCUUCGUCACUGCUCUUUGUCUACUCCUUGGAUUAUGCUCGUACACGUCUUGCCAAUGAUGCCAAGGCUGCCAAGAAGGGUGGUGAAAGGCAAUUCAAUGGUCUGAUUGAUGUCUACAAAAAGACACUGCAAUCUGAUGGUGUUGCUGGUCUUUACCGUGGAUUCAAUAUCUCAUGUGUUGGUAUUAUUGUGUACCGAGGAUUAUACUUUGGUAUGUAUGAUUCCCUGAAGCCUGUGCUCCUGACUGGAUCCUUGCAGGAUAGUUUCUUCGCCAGCUUUGCCCUUGGUUGGCUCAUCACAAACGGUGCUGGUCUUGCCUCGUACCCAAUUGACACUGUUCGUAGAAGAAUGAUGAUGACAUCUGGUGAAGCUGUCAAGUACAAGAGCUCUUUGGAUGCAUUUUCUCAAAUCCUUAAGAAUGAGGGCGCCAAAUCUUUGUUCAAGGGUGCUGGUGCUAACAUCCUUCGUGCCAUUGCUGGUGCUGGUGUGCUCGCAGGUUAUGACAAGCUUCAGAUGAUUGUCUUUGGCAAGAAAUAUGGGUCUGGUGGGGCUUAAAUAACACCGUAGGAAAUAGAUGGUGAUGAAAAUCUUUUUGUUAGUUUGAGAAUUCAUUCAAGGUGAAGUUAAAAGCAUAUUCAAUAAUUUAAAUUAGAGGGGGGUCUGAACCCAAACACUGUUCCCCUGAAGGGGUGUUUUGUUCCGGGAACCUUGUGAUUGAAGAGGUUUACUGAUGGAUUAUUAUGCUUACUGUUA